Messenger RNA from Marchantia polymorpha subsp. ruderalis, 1574 nucleotides. Lineage: Eukaryota; Viridiplantae; Streptophyta; Marchantiopsida; Marchantiales; Marchantiaceae. The record is from the annotation of a GenBank genome assembly.
GAUCUCGGGGGCAUUGAACGCAGAUAUUGUUUUGCUGUCAUCUCAGCGAACAGAAUGGAGGAACGAGAGUUCUUCCAAUGGAUCGGUCAUGCGAGUCAAGCUCCUCGCUGAUAUGACCUCAUGGCACUGACGCAUGAAGCAAGCGGAAUGAAGUCAGUAACUUUUGGGGCCAGCAUGGCUGGGUGGUGUACCUUGUAUGUCAAGGUGAGGUGAGGUGAGGUGAGGGAGGGAGGGAGGGAGGGAGGGAGGGAGGGAAGGGCCUUUCCAAUCCGACUGAUUGAUCGAGGAGAGAAAGAAGCUGCGGCUUUUACAAUGGUUCGGUGAGCUGGGCUUGGCCCGAUGCGAUCCGAGGAGAUUCAGAAACCCCAGCAAAGUACCGAGCUCCAGGCUUCAGCAGGCGUCACGCAUGAAGACAGUUCGGCAUGUGGUUACAGGAUGCUAAGCACUCGAGAGCGUCGUUGACAUCACAGAGUUUGCAUGUAGCACAGAGUCGAAUGAGUCCAGAUUGAUUGCGCAACGCGCCCUGUCUUUGAUGAGGUAAUGUCUCCAUCAUCUGGAACGCUACAACAUACAUAAUCAGUACGUGGUCUAGUCAUUCAAAGGCAGGCAGGCUCGCAGGCUCGCAGGCACGCAGCCAGGCACGCAGGCAGCCAGGCCGAGCCAAAGCAAGCAGGUCAACAGAGUCUUGCGGUUUCUGGGUCUAAUGUACACAUCAUGAGUGCCUACCACCAGCUCAGACCCCAUUGUCAAGCCCAGACCAUGGGCAGGGCUGGGCAGGCCGGGGCGGGGCGGGCCACAGCAGUCAAGCAGUCGGCUGCGGAUAAGUGCAACCUCUCUAACUGCAAACCAUGGUUAAGGUCUGGACAGGGCCCCGAAAGGCAUCCCAUUUGGCAUGUAAAUGACAAUUUCCCAAAAGCGGCCUCGAAGCGCACCGGGCCGAAUGUGCACUUCCUUGCCACCCAGUCGUGGACGAGCUGCACUAAAUGCUGCGCAUGUGCAUGUGUGCGGUUGAUGAAUAUUCCACACAUUUCGUAGCUGGAGACGAGAGAGAGCUUCUCCUCUCGAUCGGGAGCUGGAAAUUCGCCGAGCUUCGUUAGUGCAAGGAUUGCAGAUAUGGAUAAGCGCAAAAGUUGCAGUCAUUCACCAGUGCCGAGCAGCAGCAGCAGCAGCGGUAGAAGUAGUAGUAGCAGUAGGUUCGAGAGAGGUUAAAAGCGCGAUCUGCUAGGCUCGCUUGCACUUAUCCGAGGGGCCGAUUGUUUCUAGUCCUGAAAUGUCUGUCUGUUUAAGAUUCCGCAUGUAACCUCUCGUACGUAAGAACCACAGAACCCACAGCCUUGAUCGGAUGCAGUAAUCAUUGACUCAUCCUUGGCCAACUCCUUUAAGUAUUUUAUGUGUCAUCACUUUGUCAACACUCAAGUGGCAUUUGCAAAGGCAAUGAUUCAUGCUUGGAAUGAAAUGCUUUUACGCAGUGACUCGCUGGGUUUGACGAUAGGUGUGUCUGGAUCAAUUGAAUGGCGUUUCGGACCUUCGGCACAUAUCUAUCUGGUCAUUGCAUUAAAAUAGUAAAAUACUCU